UCGUAUUUCUUGCGUGGAAAAACACCACAAUGGAUGAAAAUCGUCGAAAAAGGCGUAGAAAUGGUGAAGGAACACAUAAAACAGAGCAAAAAAAGAAGAAAAUCAGGGGUGAAAGCUACUUGACGUGUAAAAAUGACCUUAUCCCACCAAAAUUACCUCCAUCAUCUGAGGUGACAUGCAAUUGUUUUUAUGACUGCAAAAAGAUAUCGUCAGAGUUUAAACUUGAUCAAAAGAUAUCGUCAGAGUUUAAACUUGAUCAAAAGAUAUAGUCAGAGUUUAAACUUGAUCUUUUCAACAAAUAUUAUCAACUUGACGAUAGUGGUCAAGGUACAUACAUACAUACUGUCAUUAUUAAGUAUAAGACCAGCUAAAAACCACAAAAAUAAUGGCGUUGAGGUAAGAGACACGGUCUAUUAUAAUAAUUCUGAUGGUUCAGGAUCAUUGGUGAGAACAUGUAAGAAAACUUUCAUGGAAAUAUUUGCACUUGGUCGAAAAAAAUUAGCAACCAUUAUAUCUAAGAAAAAGAAAGGAUUUGUCAUUUACAAAGAUGAAAGAAAUAGUCAUAAGGAAAAAAAAUACACUGAAUUGCAUGAAAACAUGGUGGUUAUGCACAUUAUGAUGUUGCCGAAGGAGGUAAGCCACUACACUAGACACCACAGCACUAAAGAGUAUUUAAGUCCUGAAUUAAAUUACCACAGGCUAUGUAAAGCAUAUAAUGAGCUUCACCCAGAUGUGCCGGUAUCUUAUAAGUAUUACAACUCUGUCUUUCUUAAAAGUUUCCCAAAUCUUUCCUUCAAACAACCUCGAACUGACACUUGUAAGAUAUGUGAUAAAUUGAACUGCCUUGCCAAAGCAAAACAAAGACAAGCUAUUCUGGAGCUACAAAUCCAUCAUAGAAAGGCUGAAGUCGCUACAAGUGCAAUGACCAGUGAUAUAGCAGAUUCACAAUUACCAGGUAGCAAUCUUCAUAUCAUAUCUAUUGAUAUGCAACAAGUCAUGUUUGUACCCUCUCUAGUACACAGUGAAAUGUUUUACAGAAGGCAACUGUCUUGUUGUAAUUUUUGUGUACACCUGAAUGAUAAUGCUCAAUCGUUUAUGUUCAUGUGGAAUGAGAGUAUGGGAGGAAGAGGAGGAAAUGAAAUUGCUUCAUGCAUUCUGAAUUUUAUUAAUAGUGUUGAAUUGUCACCAAAAUAAAUACAGAAAAUUUGGAGUGACAACUGUGCCGGGCAAAAUAAAAACAGGAUGGUGCUGUUUAUUUUGAUACUGCUUGUUGCUUUGGGUCAUUAUAAAGAAAUUAAUCUUAAGUUUUUGGUAUCUGGUCACUCAUUUUUGCCUUGUGAUAGGGACUUUGGGGUUAUAGAAAAACGUAAGAAACCGUGUAAGUCAUAUGUGCCAGAAGAUUUACAAAAUAUGGUGUCAACAGCUAGAACAAAUCCACCAUAUUUCAAGGUUGUUCCAAUGGAACAGUUAUUUUUUUGAUAUUGAAAAGCUGCUGACAACAUAAUCAAUACAAAAAAAAAACAUUUCCAAAGCUGUAUGGUUAAAAAUUUAUUAUAAAGAUCCUGGUAUGGUGUAUAUGAAAGAGACCUUUUCAGAAAUAAUAAUAAUUAAUGCUGUUAAAAUAUGGAAAAAAGGAAAGGAAGUAAAUGAUUUGUUAAAUUUAAACUUGGAAGUUUCUAAUAGGGUAAAUAUUAUACAAAAAGAGAAAAUGGCUGACUUAUAAGCUAUGAUAGACUAUUUAGAAAAGGAAGAACACAAAAAGUACUAUAAGAAUUUGUGUAAGUAAAUAUAACUAUAGAUACAAAUAAAUAUGUAUACAAAUAACACCAUUGCAAGCUUAAGAAGUAUGACAGUUAGCACCUUUCUAUUGAAAUAGGCUAACUCUUAACACUUUUCUUAUUAUUUUGUGUUUAAAGUGAUAUAAAUAGAAUAUUAUAAGUGACAUACUGUUUUUGUUAAGAUAUAAAUAUAGAAAUAUGAACACUGAAUAGAAUUUAAGACAAUACUUUAUAGCUUUGGAGUAUUUUUUUCUGAAUAAACAGUUUUUUGUAAUUUACUUUGUUUUGUCUCAAUCACUUAGCCCCUUUGUUAUUUCCAGCCCUCAAUUAUUAAUCCCUAAAUAUUCUAAACUAAAUAAAU
Molecule: messenger RNA, 2139 nt
Organism: Pieris brassicae (large cabbage white)
Lineage: Eukaryota; Metazoa; Arthropoda; Insecta; Lepidoptera; Pieridae
Exons: 2
Coding region: 190-1194 (334 amino acids)
Source: RefSeq, a predicted model, not a curated record